CCAACAGCGAUGUAGCCAUUGGAACAUCGCUAUUCUGGUCAAAUUUUUCAAAAAAAAAAUACCGUUGGCAACUGCAUUAAAAGCUCCAACAGCUAUUUUUUCAAAAUUUUGAACGUUGGCCACCCUUUCUCCUAUAUAUUUGGACCCCCUCUUCUCACUUUUACACACACAAACACAAUUCUCUUCAAUAUCUUUGCUUUUUCCAUCAUCCCUACUCUCCUCUUUUGUAACUUUUUUUUCAUCAUGGGCAAGGACAAGAGCAGGGCUGCCACCUCCGGGAAAUCAAAGUCCAAAUCCCGGGCGCCUACGUCAUCCUCCGAGGAGCGCCUCUACUACGGAGACGGGUCAUACCUUUGGUUUGACUCCGAAGAGGAACGCACCCGUUUCCUCACUUUCUUCUCCAAACGGGUUGUGGCUCCCCCACGGAUCAUCCCGGAGCGCUACCCGGAGCUGCAGGGCUACGACGACCUUGACGCACAGUUUCAUCAAGCCGGCCUUUGGCCGUUCGUCUCCCGGGCUCGAAAGGAGAUCAACCCGGCGCUAAUCCGGGCCUUCUACUCCAACCUCCGGUGUGAGGACGACGUGCUCUACUUGCUUGUCAAGAGCACGCCGAUUGAGCUCACCGUGGAGCAGCUUGGGCGCAUCGCCGGCCUCCCCAUCCAAGGCGACGAUGUGUCUCACUAUGGCGGAGAGGACUGGGUGCUCAACAACGAGGGCCUUAUCCUCAACGAGCUUGGCAUCACCGAGCUCAUUCGCCAUGCCUCGGGCCGCCCCACCAUCCACUCCGCUAACCCCGAAGGCCGCCUCGUCCUCUACAUCGUCUCCCGAAUCAUCAAACCUCGGAAGCACGACCACACAAUCAUGUCCGGAGAGGACCUCAAGCUAGUCCACGCGAUCAUGCACUCGGCCCCAAUCAAUUGGGCGAAGUUUGUCAUGAUCAACAUGACGAUCGCCGCGUCCACCGACCACGACCACCUCCUCCCGUACCCGUUUUUGGUGAUGGACAUCCUUGAACGGUUCAAUGUAACCACCACCGUUGGCCCGCUCACGAAGGCCACGAAGCUUUGGACCAUCAGCAACCAAACCUUCACCAAGCGGUCGGACAACGCCGCGGCUGCCACUUUCGAGCCACGCCGCACUGCCCCUGCCGCUGGCCCAGCCGAACCCCAGGCCCGGGCCAACCUCGCCUCCAUCGCCGACUCUGGUGGUCCCAAAGUGGUGAGAUACAAAGUCUAGAGGGGGGGGGGUGAAUAGACUUUGUUACAAAUUUAAAAUCUUUUUCGUUUCUUUUGAAAACGUGAAAAUAAUUGUUAAUCUAGAGUUCUUGUGAACUUUAGAUUGUGUGCGGAAUUUAGUGGGUAGAGUGAGCAGUAAUCAAUAUGGAUGGGUUAG
Cuscuta campestris is the source of this 1392-nucleotide messenger RNA. Lineage: Eukaryota; Viridiplantae; Streptophyta; Magnoliopsida; Solanales; Convolvulaceae. The record is from the annotation of a GenBank genome assembly.